This is a messenger RNA of Blastomyces gilchristii SLH14081, 3213 nucleotides long. RefSeq names its product glucose-regulated protein. Gene Ontology annotation, biological process: cellular response to unfolded protein; endoplasmic reticulum unfolded protein response; protein refolding. The coding region runs from base 416 to 2452 and encodes 678 amino acids. NCBI's taxonomy places the organism in Eukaryota, Fungi, Ascomycota, Eurotiomycetes, Onygenales, Ajellomycetaceae. The record is from RefSeq and is a predicted model, not a curated record. Gene Ontology annotation, cellular component: nucleus; endoplasmic reticulum chaperone complex; endoplasmic reticulum lumen. The transcript is spliced from 5 exons. Gene Ontology annotation, molecular function: ATP-dependent protein folding chaperone; ATP binding; heat shock protein binding.
UGGGGAUAACUUCAACCUCUUCUUCUCUUCUUCUCUUCUUCACCCUCAUAUAUAGCUACGACCAAAGCUCCCUCUUCUAUCCUUCUCUCUCAUCCAAUCCCCCUCUCCUCACUCCCACUCCCACUCUCUCCCCCUCUCUCUCUCUGUGCUCUCUCCUUAAGCUAGCUAGCUUGAGAAGGCAAGAAGCUAACUAACUAACUUCUUUUUUAAUUGAAGCUUUUCCCUUGUUCUUCUCCUUACUUCACUUUAGAUACCCACCCCGUUUUGCUCAUUCUUCGCUUUUUUUUUAAAUCACACCCGUUUGAGAUUAGAAGAAGGCAGGGAAAAGGAAAGGAGCCCUUGCAACAUCAAGAUAUAAUUACCAAGAACCCAGUUCUCCUUUCUGGAAGGAAAAACAAAAGUACACACAUUCACCAUGUCCCGAAUGUCGCGGCGGGACGCUUCGUCCUCGCCCUUCGCGUGGACAACGGUCUUCUACCUCCUCCUCGUCUUCAUUGCGCCCCUAACUCUGCUCGGGACUGCACAUGCGGACGCUGAUCAAGCUCCCAUUAAAGAGGAUUAUGGCACUGUAAUUGGUAUUGAUUUGGGAACGACAUAUUCUUGCGUCGGAGCGAUGCAGAAUGGGAAAGUUGAGAUUUUCGUCAAUGACCAGGGAAACAGAAUUACUCCGUCAUACGUGGCCUUUACGGAUGAUGAGCGGCUGGUCGGCGAUGCGGCGAAGAAUCAGUACGCUGCGAACCCGACGAGGACGAUUUUCGAUAUCAAACGUUUGAUCGGCCGGAAAUUCGACGACCAAGACGCCCAAAAGGACAUGAAACAUUUCCCCUUCCGUGUUAUCAACAAGGCUGGCAAGCCCCAGGUUAAGGUUGAGGUCAACGGCAAAGACAAGAGCUUCACUCCUGAGGAAGUCUCCGCUAUGAUCCUGGGCAAGAUGAAGGAAAUCGCCGAGAACUACCUUGGAAAGACCGUCACCAACGCCGUCGUCACUGUCCCCGCCUAUUUCAACGAUAACCAAAGACAAGCCACCAAGGACGCAGGCAUUAUCGCUGGCCUAAACGUUCUCCGUGUCGUAAACGAACCCACCGCUGCGGCUAUCGCCUACGGUCUGGAUAAGACUGGUGAUGAGCGCCAGAUCAUCGUCUACGAUCUCGGUGGAGGUACCUUUGACGUUUCCCUCUUGUCCAUCGACAACGGCGCCUUCGAGGUCCUGGCCACCGCCGGUGAUACCCACUUGGGUGGUGAGGAUUUCGACCAGCGUGUCAUCAACCACUUCGUCAAGUUGUACAACAAGAAGAACAACGUCGAUAUCACCAAGGACCUCAAGACCAUGGGUAAACUGAAGCGCGAGGUUGAGAAGGCCAAGCGCACUCUCUCGUCGCAGAUGUCCACCCGUAUUGAGAUUGAGGCCUUCCAUGACGGCAAGGACUUCUCCGAGACCCUGACCCGCGCCAAGUUUGAGGAAUUGAACAUGGAUCUGUUCAAGAAGACCCUCCGCCCUGUCGAGCAGGUGCUCAAGGACGCGAAGGUUAAGAAGUCUGAGAUUCACGAUAUCGUUCUCGUUGGUGGUUCCACCCGUAUCCCCAAGGUCCAGGCUCUCCUCGAAGAGUUCUUUGGCGGCAAGAAGGCUUCCAAGGGCAUCAACCCUGAUGAGGCUGUCGCGUUCGGUGCCGCUAUUCAGGGUGGUGUCCUUUCUGGAGAUGAGGGUGCCUCUGAGAUCGUUCUCAUGGAUGUUAACCCAUUGACCCUCGGUAUCGAGACCACUGGAGGCAUCAUGACCAAGCUCAUCCCCCGUAACACUGUCAUCCCCACCCGCAAGUCUCAGAUCUUCUCGACUGCCGCUGAUAACCAGCCAGUGGUCCUUAUCCAAGUUUAUGAAGGAGAACGUCCCAUGACAAAGGACAACAACCUCCUCGGCAAAUUCGAACUGACCGGCAUCCCUCCCGCGCCCCGCGGUGUGCCCCAGAUCGAAGUCUCCUUCGAACUCGACGCCAACGGCAUCCUCAAAGUCACCGCCGGCGACAAGGGCACCGGGAAAGCCGAAUCCAUCACCAUCACCAACGACAAGGGUCGUCUCUCGCAAGACGAGAUCGACCGCAUGGUCGCUGAAGCUGCUGAGUUCGCGGAGGAAGAUAAGGCCAUGAAGGCUAAGAUUGAAGCCCGGAAUACGCUGGAGAAUUAUGCGUUUAGCCUGAAGAACCAGGUGCAGGAUGCGGAGGGACUUGGCGGCAAGAUUGCGGAUGAUGAUAAGGAGACGCUCCUGGAAGCCAUCAAGGAAGCCACAGACUGGCUCGACGAGAACGCCGCGACGGCCACGACGGAGGACUUCGAGGAGCAGAAGGAGAAACUGUCUAAUGUUGCAUAUCCGAUCACGAGCAAGUUGUACGGCUCUGCGGAUGGGGCUGCUGGUGCUGGUGGUGAGGAGGAUGAGCCGAGCGGACAUGAUGAGCUGUAGUGGUUUUUUUUCCCUUCCUUUUUUCUGUAAUUUGUAGAAGGUGGUUUUUAUUAUUGUAAAAUGCUGAGAAAUCAUUGAUGUUUGUUUUUUGUUCCAUGACAUACGCUGUAUACAAAAACUGCGCUGUAAGAGAGGUGGGGGUUUAUUGUAUGGAUGGAGUUAAUGUCCAUUUUUUUUUACUUCUCUCGAUUCUGCUACUUUCUUCGUAAACGUGGUUUCUUCGAUUAUUUUUGACUUGCAUUUCAUUCUGUUCGCUUGAUUUGCUUAUUACUUGCUCUGUUUCUCACCCUGUUAUUAUUUCUUCCUGUCGUUCUUUUAGGCGGAAAGAAAAUGAAAAAGAAUGAAAAACAAAGUCAGAAGAAGGGCUGUGCUGCGAUGCUUUGCCUCGACGUCACUUCUUUACACACGAGAUAUCUCUCUCCCCCUACAGUAAAUAUGCACGGGAGAUGGGGCAGUGCAGCAUCGCAGGGCAGAAGCCAAACAAACAAGCUCUCUCUCUCUCUCUCUCUCUCAUCACUUUGGGCCUCGGAAACCUCGACUAUUUAGAAAAUCCAAGCACGAACAGCACGAGCAAACACGAGGCUUCUCACCAUCAGGGUAUUUGUCAGUUAUACGAGCAAGCACACAUGGGGAUCUCACCUAGUUAAAGAACCAUGUCAAGUCGAUUGCAAGGCGGAGACUGAGCAGAGCCUCAUCUUCGGAUUCUCGCGUUGAAAUAUUUAUCUUUUUUUGCAAGAAAACAGAGGGGAAAAAUACAUACA